CACGAGUUGGAGAAUGGUGUUUAGAGAGAGAAAGUGCCAGUUGGAGAGAGAAAGAAAGGGCGCAUGAGCCAGCCAGCAAGAGAGAGAGAGAGAGAGAGAACGAGUUGGUUAUGUUUUUCCCACCAAUUUAACCUUUUUCUGGGACCGUGAAAUCCUUGUGCGGCCAUGCCUCAAAACCCAAGUGGGUCAUCUUUGUUGAGGUCCUACUCUCUCCCACUUGCUGGUGCUUCUCUGUCUCUACCCUUCUUCUUUUCCGACUCCCUCUCUCUCUUUUCUAAUUUAAUGCUGUCAUUCUUCCCCACCUCGAUACAAAUAUCAAUUCUCUCUCUCUUCACGCAAUCCCAUGUAUUCAGUUCUUUUUACUUUUUGAAUUGAUUUCUUCUUGUUCUUGUUGUUGUUAAUUUACAGUGGUAGUAGAAACGCAAUCUGUUUUGUUGUUGUUGUUGUUGUCAAAGUUUGUAUUAUAUAUUUUUGUGUUCCUCGUUGGAAUUUUUUGUUUUUGUAUUAUCUUCAAGAUUGGGUCUUUGAUCUUCUGUGAAAAAGAAGGGUGUUUUCUUGCAAUUUGGGCAUCUGGGUAGUGUUAUAUAUAAGCAACCUGUACUGGGUAUUGCUCGAAAUAGGUGUGGUUGUUCUUGGAUUUGAUGGGUUGUGUUUUUGGAGUCUUUUGUGGGGGUGGAAGAGCUGUUGACCAAAGUGUUUUUUUUGGGAUUUCAACUUUGCACUUGCUGUAGAGAUUUGUGAUUGAGAUUUCAUGCUUGGUCCAAGACAAUGGAGAGGUUUAUGGCCAGAUUUUUUCUCCUUUAGCAUUGAAUACUUUUAGCUUUGUGGAAAGAUUAUGAAGAACCUUUUAAAGAAACUCCAUAUUGGGUCCAAUCAAUCUGAAGAUUCAGAAGGGGGGUCUGCUUCAUCAAAGGGCAAUAAUAGAUUGAAUGAUGGGUCAUCACCUGAGAGGUUUUCCCAGUCUCGGUCCCAUCACAAUUCCGAGAAUAAAGCGUUUUCAGGUCUUUCAGGAUGGUUGAAUUCAGUGACAAAUAGAAACAGUCCUAGUCCUUCAUCGUCUUUGAAUGUUGUGAGAGCGGAGCGAUUGGAACCGUCUGAUUCAGUUAGCAGUGGUGGAUUAGAUGCUGCUUUGGAAGCCACAAUGCGUGAUUCGGGUUCUAGCAAUUCGAGGGAUCCUGAUAUUGAGGAGGAGUAUCAAAUACAAUUGGCUUUGGAGUUGAGUGCAAGGGAGGAUCCUGAAGCAGUUCAGAUUGAAGCUGUUAAGCAGAUUAGUUUGGGCUCCUGUCCAUCUGAGAAUACUCCGGCAGAAGUUGUUGCAUAUCGAUACUGGAAUUACAAUGCUCUUGGCUACGAUGACAAAGUUUUGGAUGGUUUUUAUGACGUUUAUGGCAUCUUGAUGGAGUCCACUCCAUCAACAAUGCCAUCCCUUGUUGAUCUGCAAGGACCACCGGUGUCAGACAUCAUCUGGGAAGCAAUUUUGGUCAACAGGGCAGCUGACGCGAACCUGUUAAAACUUGAACAGAAGGCAAUGGAGAUGGCUGUCAAAUCAAGGUCGGAAUUUCUAAAUAUUCUAGGCCGUGAUUUGGUGAGAAAGCUUGCUGCUUUGGUUUCUGAUAACAUGGGGGGACCAGUUGGGGAUCCAGACAACAUGUUGAAAGCAUGGAAAAGUCUAAGUAACAGUUUGAAGGCAACACUUGGGAGCAUGGUUUUGCCUCUUGGUUCAUUGACAAUCGGAUUGGCCCGUCACCGUGCACUGUUGUUCAAGGUCUUGGCUGAUAGCGUUGGUAUCCCUUGCCGCUUAGUGAAAGGAAAGCAAUAUACUGGUUCUGACGAUGCAGCAAUGAACUUCGUAAAGAUGGAUGAUGGAAGGGAAUAUAUUGUUGAUCUAAUGGCGGACCCAGGCACACUUAUUCCAUCUGAUGCAGCAGGAUCACAUAUAGAAUAUGAAGAAUCUUUCUUUCCCACUAGCCCUUUUUCUAGGGGUGUUGACUCAUCACAUAUAGCUUCCUCUAGUAGAGGUGGGGUUCUCAGUUUAUUUGAAGAACAUUCAGAGUCUAGAAAUCUUAGUACUGCAAGAAAUGAAUCUGAUGACAGAGGUGAAUACCUUCCUUCUACAAAUUUAAUUGGACCUAUUCACGGUGACGAAGUAUCCAAGAUGUCAGAUGAUUCUAGAAAUCCCUCUGAUUUAAAGGAACUGGCUUGGGAAGUUCCCAGCAGGCCUAAUUAUCCUUACGUGCAUGCAAGAUCUCCUUCCUGGACUGAAGGUGUUAGCUCCCCAGCUGUACGCAGAAUGAAGGUGAAAGAUGUGUCUCGAUACAUGAUUGAUGCUGCCAAAGAAAAUCCUCAGUUGGCUCAAAAACUUCACGAUGUGUUACUCGAAAGUGGUGUUGUUGCUCCUCCAAACUUGUUUACUGAAAUUUAUUCGGAGCAGUUAGAUGUCUCAAUGGUCGAGGCCAAGUGCCCAACUGAAGAUAAGCAAAGAACUAAAGGACAUGAUGAUCUUAAUCAACCUCGAUUUUUGCCACCUCUUCCUUAUCACGGUGUGCAUUCUAAAGGCAGUCCUCGUGGUCAACUGGAGCAUCAGCUAGAAUUAAGAGAAGUAACUGGGCAACCCGUUUCAUCACAAUGUGAAGUAACUCCACCAAAAUAUGUAAAGAAUGUUCCUGUUGCCGCCGCAGCAGCAGCUGCUGCAGCAGUUGUCGCAUCUUCAAUGGUAGUUGCCGCGGCAAAGACAAGCACUGAGUCAAGCCUUGAACUACCCGUUGCAGCCGCUGCCACUGCUACAGCUGCGGCUGUAGUGGCAACAACUGCAGCUGUCAGUAAGCAGUGUGAAAACUUGGAGAUACGUGGCCAUUCGCCAAGUGGCGCGGCUGCACUCAUUAAUCAAGUGGACGGCAUGAGAAGUGGUGGUGAUGCAGAUGGUGCAGUUUAUGAGCCACGGGGUAGUGGUGACCAGAAGCAUGAUGCUUUGGGUACAAAUCCGGAGGGUGAGAGAAUGUCAGAUAGAUCAGCAGGUAAUGACAGCACAAAAUCUGAUGCUUUGCUUGACGAUGUAGCAGACUAUGAGAUCCCAUGGGAAAAUAUCACCUUGGGUGAGCGUAUCGGGCUUGGAUCAUACGGGGAGGUAUAUCGUGGAGAGUGGCAUGGAACUGAAGUUGCUGUCAAGAAGUUCCUAAACCAAGCUAUAUCUGGUGAAUCCCUUGAAGAAUUCAAAAGUGAGGUCUGGAUCAUGAAAAGGCUCCGGCACCCUAAUGUUGUUCUUUUCAUGGGAGCUGUUACUCGUCCUCCAAAUCUCUCAAUUGUUACUGAAUUUCUUCCUAGAGGCAGUUUGUAUAGGUUGAUUCACCGGCCUAACAAUCAAUUAGAUGAACGGAGGCGUUUGAGGAUGGCUCUCGAUGCUGCUCGGGGAAUGAAUUAUUUGCACAACUGCACACCGGUGAUAGUUCAUCGAGAUUUGAAAUCUCCAAACCUCCUUGUUGAUAAGAAUUGGGUUGUGAAGGUUUGUGAUUUUGGGUUAUCUCGAAUGAAACACAGCACAUUUCUUUCUUCAAGGUCAACUGCAGGGACGGCUGAGUGGAUGGCCCCAGAAGUGCUCAGAAAUGAACCUUCAGAUGAAAAGUGUGAUGUUUAUAGCUUUGGUGUUAUUUUAUGGGAGCUCUGUACAUUGCAGCAGCCGUGGGGGGGAAUGAACCCAAUGCAAGUUGUCGGUGCGGUGGGUUUUCAGCAUCGUCGUCUUGACAUUCCCGAUGAUAUGGAUCCCGUUAUUGCAAAUAUUAUUAUGAAAUGCUGGCAAACAGAUCCAAAACUGCGGCCUUCGUUUGCUGAGAUAAUGGCUACUCUGAAGCCACUACAAAAGCCUGUAAACGCUGCACAAGUGCCUAGACCAAGUAUGCCGAUAAGCAGUGGGCAGAGGGGCCACCCAUCACGCACUUUAGAAGACCCGACAGGCUGAAAAGAGUCAAUGAAGAAGCAAAGCCAAAUCGCGACUCUUGGAAUGCCUAGAAAUGGAUGCAAAUCCCAGAUUGCUCGGGACAGGUGUGAGAAAAUAGACCGGGUUAAAGAUCCUGACAGUCGUACACUUCAAAUUUGAGAUAAAUGUGAUUCUUCUUGCUACAUUUCCUUUUUUUUCUCUCUGGUUUUUUUUUUCCCCUUUCUUUUAUAUUCUUGGCUUGUUCGUGCAGCCGUUGUCAAAAUUGUGUAUUUGUUUGUAAAAUUCAUUUGAAUUUAUUGUAAUUAAGGUUUUGAGUUCUUGUAGUCAAUUUAGGUGAUGGCAUGAGUUAAAAAAGAGGUGAAAUAAUAUAACAAAUUGUAAAGCAUAUUGUUGCCAUAAUUAGUGACCAAAAGAGGGAUUUAAUUUAUGUGGGUUAUGUUCAAGGAGGUCAAAGUUAUGCAA
Messenger RNA from Camellia sinensis, 4393 nucleotides. The record is from RefSeq and is a predicted model, not a curated record. Lineage: Eukaryota; Viridiplantae; Streptophyta; Magnoliopsida; Ericales; Theaceae.